AAUAAUGCUGGCCAUACAGUUGUUGUUGAUUCUGUAGAAUAUGAUUUUCAUCUUUUACCCAGUGGCAUAAUUAAUCCAAACAUUACCGCAUUCAUUGGAAAUGGAGUGGUGAUUCAUCUACCUGGAUUGUUUGAGGAAGCCGAGAAAAAUGUUAAAAAAGGAAAAGGUCUAGAAGGCUGGGAAAAGAGACUUAUCAUAUCAGACAGAGCUCAUAUUGUAUUUGAUUUUCAUCAAGCAGCUGAUGGGAUCCAGGAACAACAGAGACAAGAGCAAGCAGGGAAAAAUUUGGGUACCACCAAAAAAGGCAUUGGCCCCGUGUAUUCUUCCAAAGCUGCUCGGAGUGGGCUCCGGAUGUGUGAUCUCGUUUCCGAUUUUGAUGGCUUCUCGGAGAGAUUCAAAGUUCUGGCUAAUCAGUACAAAUCUAUAUACCCUACUUUGGAGAUAGACAUUGAAGGUGAACUGCAAAAACUCAAGGGUUAUAUGGAAAGAAUUAAGCCAAUGGUGAGAGAUGGUGUUUACUUUCUAUAUGAGGCCCUGCAUGGACCGCCAAAGAAAAUCUUGGUAGAAGGUGCAAAUGCAGCUCUGCUGGAUAUUGAUUUUGGGACUUACCCCUUUGUAACCUCUUCGAAUUGCACUGUUGGAGGCGUCUGCACUGGUUUGGGGAUGCCCCCUCAAAAUGUGGGGGAGGUGUACGGCGUUGUGAAAGCGUACACCACUCGGGUUGGCAUCGGUGCCUUUCCUACAGAACAAGACAACGAGAUUGGGGAAUUACUGCAAACAAGAGGUAGAGAGUUUGGUGCAACCACUGGAAGGAAAAGAAGAUGUGGCUGGUUGGACCUCGUUUUGCUCAAAUAUGCUCACAUGAUUAAUGGGUUUACUGCGUUGGCACUUACCAAAUUGGAUAUUUUGGACAUGUUUACAGAGAUCAAAGUUGGAGUUGCUUACAAGUUAGAUGGUGAAAUCAUACCUCAUUUCCCAGCAAACCAGGAAGUCUUAAAUAAAAUUGAAGUUCAAUAUAAGACUCUCCCAGGAUGGAACACAGAUAUAUCAAAUGCACGAACAUUUAAGGACCUACCUGUCAAUGCGCAAAAUUAUGUUCGAUUUAUUGAAGAUGAGCUUCAAAUUCCAGUUAAAUGGAUUGGUGUUGGGAAAUCCAGAGAAUCUAUGAUUCAGCUCUUUUAAAGAUUUCCAGUGAAAUAAGAUACACUCCUGAAGAGAGGGAGGAAAAAGACU
This is a messenger RNA of Elephantulus edwardii (Cape elephant shrew), 1233 nucleotides long. Its product is annotated as adenylosuccinate synthetase isozyme 2-like. Gene Ontology annotation, biological process: 'de novo' AMP biosynthetic process; IMP metabolic process. Lineage: Eukaryota; Metazoa; Chordata; Mammalia; Macroscelidea; Macroscelididae. Gene Ontology annotation, molecular function: adenylosuccinate synthase activity; nucleotide binding. The transcript is spliced from 12 exons. Gene Ontology annotation, cellular component: cytoplasm. The record is from RefSeq and is a predicted model, not a curated record. The coding region runs from base 352 to 1182 and encodes 276 amino acids.